CACUUAAAAAUUUUCCAGAUUUUGACUUUGUAUUAUUCUAUAACAUGCUUACAUGUAUGUCUUUAUCAUAAUGUACUUCAUCCCCAUCAUUUUCAAAUAGCUUAAUCAUCAACUUGUUAGUCUAAAUUUCAUCUUACCAUUAAAAAAAAUAAGGGGAAGGUGGGCACAAUCCUGAAAUUUCCUUCUGAAUUCACACAAUUCUGAUUACCACAUUUACAAGCUAACUAGGAUAAAUUAAACCAUGAUUUUUAGACUUCCAAAAUAAUUAAUUUGGGCAUUAAGAGUAAGAUGUGGUGCAAUAAAUUAAGUUAUGGAUGUAUUGGGGUGGUUUUGUUGUUAUGUUGGAUAAGUCAAAGCUGUAAUGGAUCUGAAUCAUUUGGGUUUAAAAUCCACCAUAGAUUUUCUGAUCCUGUUAAGGCAAUGUUCAAUGGUGAUGAUCAGUACUUUCCAGAGAAAGGAACACCUAAUUACUAUGCUGCAAUGUUUCAUCGUGAUCGAGUCUUCCAUGGCCGUAGAUUAGCAGGGGAAACAAGUCAUAACUCUACUCUCACUUUUGCCUCUGGGAAUACCACUUUCCGUAUAGAUACUCUUGGAUUUUUAUAUUACGCAAAUGUGUCUGUAGGGACACCGGAAUCAUGGUAUCUCGUGGCUCUCGAUACAGGCAGUCACCUUUUCUGGUUACCAUGUGACUGUGCCCCUAAUUGCUUAACAAGGCUACAGCUCCGUCCUGAUACACCGGCAAUGAACCUGAACAUAUACAGUCCACGUAGUUCAUCCACAGGAGCACAACUGUCGUGCACAAGCCCUUACUGUGAAAACAGCAUAAACUGUGCACCGACACAAAUCCACUGCCCCUACGGAGUUUCUUAUCUCUCAGCUAACACGUCUUCUUCUGGCUACUUAGUCGAGGAUGUAUUGCAUCUCACAACCAACUCCAAUUCGUCUGCACUCUUCAACGUUAGGAUUCCUUUCGGUUGUGGGGUUGUUCAGACUGGUUCUUUCUUAAGAACCGCAGCACCAAAUGGCCUUCUCGGACUCUCUAUGGAUCCCAUAUCACUCCCUAACAUUUUAGCGAGUCAAGGGCUUACUUCAAAUUCGUAUUCAAUGUGUUUUACUGGAAACGGUGUAGGCACAAUCCUUUUCGGGGAUAGAGACAGCAAUGAACAAGGUGAAACACCACUCAAUCCCAAUGAUCGGUUGAAUUUAUACAAUAUCAGCAUAACUCACAUUAGUAUGGGAACCAACGUUUCUGCGACAAACUUCACCACGAUUUUUGACUCUGGCACCUCGAUCACUCACUUGACUGAUCCAAGUUAUAGUAUUCUCUCUCAAAAGUUCAAUUCUCAAGUAAAGGAUCAAAAGGUGGAUUUAGGCCCAGAUAUUCCUUUUGAAUUCUGUUAUGAAUCAAAUGUAAGCAUUGAUGAGUUGAUCAUUCCCAGCAUUAAUCUUACAUUGAGUGGUGGAGAUACAUUCACUAUCAUUGAUCCAGUGUUCGUAUUGCUUUUCCAGAGUGGUCGAACUGCAUACUGUUUGGGUGUUGCCAAAUCCGACAUUGAUGAACAUAAUAUAAACAUAAUUGGAGAAAAUUUCAUGAGUGGAUAUCGCAUAGUUUUUGAUCAUGAGCGGAUGGUACUUGGAUGGAAGGCACACGAUUGUGGUGAAGUUGUGCCCUUAAGUCCAAGGCCAUCCAUGUUUAGACCACCCGGAUUAAUUACACCUUCGCCCAGCUCAAGCGUUGCUUCAGCAUUAGGAAACGGACACAGACACAGCUACUUGUUCAUCUGCAUUCUUUUGGUUCAGUUGCUGUCUAUUCAACUGAUGAAUCCCUGAAGUAUAUGCACACCAAUAUACACUUACAUACAUACUAGAGAGUUUAUUCUUGUAAUUCAUUUAUGAUUCUUGUAAUUAAUCCUCAAUAAUUUUCUUGUAAAUAUAGAAGUACAAUAUAUGUUUGUAUACAGGAGUACAUAGAUUAUAGAUGGUAAAUUUUGAUACUCUAAUGUCUUUUUCAUAUUGUUUCCAGAGAGAAAGAUUUUUGAUUGCAUACUAUGUCUUUUAUUAUGAAAUGAUAAUCUACCCUUGGUUAAAAGUAAAAUUGUUCAUGGGUGGACUUGGGGGUAGCGGACCGGGUAAUGCCUUAAACAUCUACCCGCGGGCUCAAAUAUUUUUUUGUCGCUACCUGCUCAUUUUCACAGUAAAUGAUGAAGAUAAUACAAUACAAAUUAUCCAGGACAUUGAGGUAUACUAAAAUGUCUACUUGAGGUAUCUUAAACCUUUACUCGAGAUACCUAAAUGCCUACUUAAGGUAUACUGUGAACCCCU
Molecule: messenger RNA, 2322 nt
Organism: Amaranthus tricolor (Joseph's coat)
Lineage: Eukaryota; Viridiplantae; Streptophyta; Magnoliopsida; Caryophyllales; Amaranthaceae
Product: aspartyl protease family protein 1-like
Exons: 10
Coding region: 289-1830 (513 amino acids)
Biological process (GO): proteolysis
Molecular function (GO): aspartic-type endopeptidase activity
Source: RefSeq, a predicted model, not a curated record